AUGGGGUGGCUUUCGGGAUAUAAGAAGAGGAAGUCUGAAUUAGCACCAGAGCAUAAGUUUGAAUACAUCAACCUUAAAGAUUUCCAGGAUAAGUCGUUUGUCAAUGUCACAGCUUACGUCUGGAUUUAUUUGAGUAUCUUGAUCUCACUCGCAUGUGUGGCCGCUGAUACUUAUACGGCCAUUACUCUCCUCGUGUAUAACAGAUGGUCUAGUCAAAUCCAACCAGUCAUUCCUUUUGAGACAGCAAAAAUCAUCUUCGCCAUUUGUAUACUUAUCUCCUACCUUCUAAUCAUUUACGACUGGUUUUUUGCGAUCAAGGUCAUCAGAAGAGGCGGUGUGGCAGAUGCCUACAUGAAUGUUAUUGCGCUGCGCUGGAACAGCGUCUGGGGUGGGAAGGGAGACGAUGAUUCUGGCUGGAAAAGAUUCCUGGUAUUUGCUCGACUGACGGAGCAAAGAGGAAAAGCAGACUAUGUUGCUUUGUUCACCUACUUUUCCUUCAAAGGUUGGGUGGGGGUUGUCUUUGCUGAGGGUCCCAGAGUUGUCAUAAAUACAUUCACUCUCGUCUCUGUUGUCUCUGCGGAUCUCCUUCCAGAGAAAGAGGCUGAGGCUCUCUCAGCAAUCUCCAAAUUUUUCGAAAACAUCGACCAUCUCUGGAGCGAAAACAAGAUUCAAGUCGUGGUCCUAUGUUCGAUGGCCUUCACUACAAUUCUCUGGAUUUUUGCAGUUUUACAGCUUCUCAUUGCAUGCAUUCUCUUCAUCACGUUUCUUUGGCACGUUAUGAAUGGUGACUCGCUCCGAAAAUACUGUAAAGAACGUAUUGAUAAGCGAAUGGGCGAGAUUGUUCUUGCAAACCACAAGAAAGGGAUCCAGAAGGAGAAUAAGGAGAAAUCUCAAGCUGGGAUGCUACGCGCACCGACGAUUCCAGCUGCGGCAAUGAUGGAAAAGCCGUCAUAUGCAUCUUCAAUAAUUAGUUCGAAUAUCUCAGCAGGAGCGAGGAUGCAGCAGCCAUCUCGGCAACCAACGCUGCCUAGUAUUGCAGAUAUGGAGAGCAGAAGAGGGACACCGAAGCCGCUGCAACGUGUGCAGACUUCGACUUCUGUCGCUAGCUCUGGCCGUCCGAUGGGCAGAAGCCAGACGAUGAUGUCUGGUUCAUCCUACGAAUCAUCUGCCCCAUUGAUUUCGUCACAAGCAGAGUACGCGGAAAGGCAGCAGCAGGUUCAACGACAAUGGGGUUCUCCACCGCCUAUGCCUGCCCCUCCUUCCACAUACGGAUACGCGGGCAACGGCGGAGGAAGAAGCGAGGGCAGCAGAACACCUGCGCCGACAUAUGCCGGAAGCAUCGUUGGUAGUAGAACUCCUGCGCCGUCAUAUGCUGGAAGUAGCAGUGGCAGGAGUGAGGGGAGAAGAACCCCAGCUCAGAGAAACGGGCCAGGCUUCCAAACUCAGGACUACCACUCGCCAUCAUCGCAGAGCGGAAGAGGCCCAUUUGCUGCAGAUAGAUUAAACAGGCAACAAAUGCAAGAUGGAUAUGCCGAUGGAUCAUCCAUGUCUGGACAAGGCCGGUACCAGGGACAAGGUGGACAAUAUCCACAGAGACCACCGCCAAGUAGAUCGGGGUCAGGUAGAUCAGGUUAUGCACCAGGACAAGGGAGAUUCCCGAUUGCAGUGAUGUCCAGAGAGCAGCAACUGCAAUCAGCGCAGAAUAGGUUCCCAAUCGCACUUCCGAGAGAGCAACCGCCACAGCAGCAGCAACAACAUGAACCGCAAUACUAUAGUGAAUCUCCAAUUGAAAUGAUGCAGUCGCCUCAGGAAUACUACCCAGCCCACCAACAGACUCCUACAACAGAGCAAAACCCAUUGCAACUACCUCCAGACCCACAGCCAUAUGCAUACGAAUAUUUCCCACCAAGUCGCCAACAACAGCAACAACAGCAGGAGCAAAGUUACCAGCAGCAAGAGCAAUCGCGCCCUCGAUUACCUCGAUUAGAUACCCAAACUCCCAGCCCAGUAAACGCUGGUGGGUACAAACGACCAACAUAUACUCCUGCUUCAGCUGUUGCAAACACCCCUUCCUCGGCUGCUAGAAAUGCUCCUGGUCAGAACUUUGAUGAACUACCAUCAAGUUACUUUUCUAGUAGAGAAGAUCCCAUACAGGUACGAAGUACCACGACGCCUCCAGUCGUUAGGGAAUUUCAACAGCCACAGAGGAGCGCAACGGCAAGACCAGACAUUGGGAUGCAAGGUUCAAACGAACAUGGUCGAUUCCAACCGCCGGCAAGGAGCGCAACAACGAGGCCAGAAGAUUUUAUUAGAAGGGAUAUCUGA
Messenger RNA from Morchella importuna, 2325 nucleotides. RefSeq lists its product as uncharacterized. Gene Ontology annotation, cellular component: plasma membrane. Gene Ontology annotation, biological process: potassium ion transmembrane transport. NCBI's taxonomy places the organism in Eukaryota, Fungi, Ascomycota, Pezizomycetes, Pezizales, Morchellaceae. The transcript has 5 exons. Gene Ontology annotation, molecular function: potassium ion transmembrane transporter activity. The record is from RefSeq and is a predicted model, not a curated record. The coding region runs from base 1 to 2325 and encodes 774 amino acids.